AUGGAUGGUACCCAACUCCAGGACGUGCUUCAAAACGCGUACAACAGCGACAUCGACCUCCUCCCAGAUGAUACGCCGACCAGAACCAAAUACAUGGACAACGCAGUGGCACGACCGGAUCCAACUCCGUGGACGUAUGCCAAUGGAGCUGGCGAUCCAGAAGACAAGAAAAACUGGAAACUGGUUGCGAACUCGAUGCCUGCGGCACCGGCAAAACGACCACGACCAUCACGCUCCUCUGAGCUCACGGCCAGAUUAGGCGAUGCCUUCACCAUCCUACUGUUCCAUAGGAACUCGGCGCACACCUCAAACUAUAUGCGGAAGACGCUCACGGUGGACACACUCGAUGAGCCCAAGGCGCGCCUUGAGGCGCCUGACGAUCGCGACGUGCAGACGUCCAGAACGAUAGUCCUCUCUUCAUACAGUACAUGGGGCACAUGGGCCACCCGCACCGUGUUCGAAGUGAGCAAGGGCCGGUGGGUGGACGGCGCGGACGACCGUGACGACGAAACCCCGGAUGACAACACGUUAGCAAUCGAGCAGCUGGCGUCGUUACAGGAGGCCGCGGAGACUGAAGCCGCUGACGAAGGCCACGCGGCCAAGACCAUCCGGAUCAGAGUCCACCAGGCCGUGGCUCGGCUCGAAGCACAGCAUGUUUGGUUCCUAACCGCAACUCCACUCUACAACUUUGACAUGUGUGGCUACCUAGCCAUACUGUAUUCGGGCCUGCGCCGCUUGGAGAUCAUGGAUGACGCUGUUGACGAAGCGGACUGGUUCGCGGAGUAUCAGCGAUACGCGAAUAUGCUGAAACUACCCUCUCCGCCCCCGUACCAGUUACUCCAGCCAAAGGCCUUUGUCAGCCUGUUCAGCCGAGGGCCGAGGCCACCUGGCCCUGCGCGACGCAGACUGGGCAUCGGUUCAAGGUGUACAUAUGGCUGA
This is a messenger RNA of Aspergillus viridinutans, 939 nucleotides long. RefSeq lists its product as uncharacterized. Bases 1 to 939 code for a protein of 312 amino acids. The transcript has 3 exons. NCBI's taxonomy places the organism in Eukaryota, Fungi, Ascomycota, Eurotiomycetes, Eurotiales, Aspergillaceae. The record is from RefSeq and is a predicted model, not a curated record.